AUAAAAUGUUUGAUUGUCCUUUUGCUUGCUAGCUAGAUAUCAGUCUGAUAGCAUUGUUUGAAAAUGUCGUCAUUUGGUAUAACCAGAAGUGUCAUUCGGCAAAACCAAUAUUUUGGUUAAACCAAAUGACUUUUUUGGUGACAAAUUUUGUCCAUCUUGUAAAAAAUGACAAAGGCAGUGUUUAUUGAUUAUAAAAAUCACAUAAUUUCAUUGUUAACACUUAAUAAAACUUAAUUAUAUCUCAAUAUCUGUUUUUUUACACUGUAUUAUCACUUGGUUGCUCUCUUAUUUUUUCUUUUUUUUUUAAACAGUUAAUGUUAAUGGUCUGAUUGUAAACUCUUUGGUGGCCAUUCCAUCUCUUGGUGUUCUGGAUUCAUAACUUGGGCCUGUGAUUUUUAAAGUCUGUCCCUGCGCUGCUGAAGCAUGCGUAAUACGAUCAAGUUCACUUCGAUUCGAGUCUGAAUACAUUUUCUGGGCCAGUGCAUUGAAACCACUGCCUUGUCUCUGGCUUAGCUAAAGAGAUGGUUAAAUUUCAUUGGUGGCCAUAAUUAACUGUUCCAUCUGCAAAAUCACCAAGGGAGUAUCCUCCAUUAGUUGUCUAAACCUAAUCCGAGGCCAAAGGCUGUUUGUAAAGAAAUGUGCUGAUCUUUACUGUUAAUACAUGCAAGACUGGCAGAGUUUUGACGGCAUAUGCUGCGGUCAUUAGGAGUCAGAUCAUGAAAUUGUAGUACUAUAAUAAAGCCACAGACUUACUGCAGUGCUUACAGCAGCUUUUGCUGGGGUAAAAAAAGGUUUAGGACUUAAAAGGCACGCAAUGUGAGGCAUAUCUAAUUUUACAUGUUAAAGUGCCAUACUAAACCAGACAGGGACAGCCAGGUGCCAAAAGAGAGGAUUAUAUGGAUUAAAUAAUAUUUUUGUAUAUUUUAGCAAUUAUCUAUCUAUCUAUCUGUCUAUCUGUGUGUCUGUCUGUGAACAGAAAAACAUUCAAAAGCAUUUAGAACUUGUAAUAAAUCUCAAUUUUUGUAAUGUGUCUUUUGAAAGAUGGCUCAUCAUCGUGGGCAUUACAUUUCAUGUGGGUUCCACUUGAUGGAUGACCGUGAUGAGAAGAUGGUAAUGUCCCUCAUCAUUUUAAACUUUAUGUACCAAAGAUAUGCAGCUGGCCACUAAGAGGGUCACAGGAGAGCCCUUGGGUUAUCCCGCCAUGACAAAUGCCCCCUAAAAUAGCAAAACUAUAAUCCUACUGAGAACCCCAUAAACUUUCCAGCAGUGCUUGGUUUUAUGUAAAUUGCACUGUCCAUUUGCACUUGUUGCCAAACAGUAAAAUCUGACCCACAUGACGUACUGCUGGUGCUCUAAAUUUCAAAUGAAAUGCUCUUGCUGUGGAACAGUUUGUAAAGAGGUUUCUAUGCAACAGAGGUUGACUGCACUUGGUCUUUAGAGCUGAUUUGAUUGAAGGCCAUUUAAUUUCUUUCUUGCCAGUUCCUCUUCUCCUUGCAAAAAGCACAAGAUGAACAUGGAAGACACGCGUGAAGUCAUGUCUGGACCCGAUGCCCCUGCACAGGCCACCCAACCAUGGACGUUUUCCAAAUCAUCUUUGAUUAGAAAGCUGAGACAACACUUAACCAUUUCCCAGUCGAGACCAGCCAUGGCAACGCCGAGCUCCAGCGGACUUGAGAUUCUCCUCAGCACGUUGCAGAACGCCGGAGACAUCGAGAGCAUGCUAAACAUCCUCAAUGUCCUGGACGAACUGUUGUCAGCAGUGGCUGCUUCCUUUAGGCUCAGACAGACGGAUUCAUCAUAUGAUAUCGAAAGGAGGCAGUGAGGCUCUGCUGACGGCUCUGGUGAACUCAGCCCACAGCUUCACGCCCAACUACACCAUCCUGCUGCCGCUACUGCACCUGCUGGCUAAGGUGGGCCACCGAGAUCGUCAAAUUGGUCUGAAAGCACAGAAGGCAGAUGCCGUUUUGGUGGUUCUGGGUUUGCUAAGGCAGAAUGUGAUGAAUGCCCGGAGAGCUGCAGCCUGUCUUUGGGUCCUCAGAGUCUUCUGCUCUUCUGUGACCACGGCCGACUUGCUGGGGAAAAACCGAGGGCUGGAUGUGGUCUUCAAGCUUAUAUCUCCACACACCACCAAGCACUUACGCACCGUCAAGGCAGCCGCUGAUGCUUUUGCCGCAAUGUUACGCUCAAAGGUCAACUGUAGGACUGCCGUCACAAAAGGCUACAUCGCAGAUCUUCUGAAGGUGUACGAAGACUGGCACAACAAUGACACCAACCUUAAAAACAUUCCUAUUCGUCUAGCCCUACUGCAUUGCCUGCACCGUGCCGCCAACUCAGCUGCGGGCAGAGACGCCAUUGUCGCCGAAGGUGGCAUUAGUCUUCUCUUCCAGACCACUCAGACCUGCUUGUCCAUGAAAGGCCUUGAAUCUUUGGUGGAACCGGCAAUCCAGCUGAUGAGGAAGUGCAAUCCCAAAGUCCCUCUUCCAUUGACCUCAGAUAAGAGUGCCUACAGCUUUCCUCUUACUGGGAGGCCUGUCGAUGACUGGGAUGCUGAUUUAGGACUUUACGAUGGCAGUUUAGAAGAUGACAGUGACGAAGACACGGAGAACGAGGAGCCAGACAACAGGGACUACGAAGAUGACCUGGAAACAGAUGUGAACAAGCUGCGUCCCCGACCAGAGCCCGACAGGCCUCUAGAGCAGCUGGGCCAAUAUGUGCACCUCUGCCCUGAGCUGCACCAUGACUUCCAGGAUAUGGACUCCAGCUCAGAGGUCGAUGAAAGCUCAGAUGAUGACAACGCUCUAGAGGGGGACUUGAAUAACAAAACACCAAGUGAACAAGGAAGCUCCCCAUCGCUCUCCAACCAAGAAGAAAACCAACUCCAGACAAGCGACUUCCAUAAACAUUACCUUAGCUGCUCCAGGAAAGGCCAAGAAGGCCACUCCAGCAUGGUGGACAGGCUUCUGGAGAAGUACGGGACUUGUAUUCCCAACCAUGAUCCACGUCUCUACACUGCCACUGCAGCCAAUACCAAGUCUAUUGCUGGAUACUCCAUCCUAGCCUUCCCUGACUUCUGGGGACAUCUGCCUCCACAAGAGCAAGAGCCCAUGGCUAAAAGACCACCACAUGUGCAGAGGAAGAAAGUUUUCGAAGACAUCCAGCGUCUCGUCUGUCCAGAGGACAUCAUCAACAAGGUUGUUUUUGACAUGGACGAUCCCAGUCCACAGUGUUCCCCCGAUAUGUAUCCCAGUUCCCUUCGAUUCUUCUCCAAAUUUGAGAGUGGGAACCUGCGAAAAGCCAUUCAAGUCCGCAGUCAUGAAUAUGAUUUGAUUCUUAAUGCUGAUGUCAGCUCCUCUGCACACUAUCAAUGGUUCUAUUUUGAAGUCAGUGGCAUGGUGGCCGGUGUGCCUUAUCGUUUCAACGUCAUCAAUUGUGAGAAAGGAAACAGCCAGUAUAACUACGGCAUGCAGCCUGUGCUGUACUCUGUGAGAGAGGCUCUAGAGGGAAGACCACACUGGGUGCGAACAGGCUCUGAAAUCUGCUAUUACAGAAAUCAUUUCUAUCCUAGAAGAGGUCAAAAAUGUUCUUUCUACACCCUGACCUUCACAGUGACCUUUCACCAUGAUGAUGACGUGUGCUACUUGGCCUACCACUACCCGUACACGUACACCACCCUUCAGACUCAUCUGAAGAUGUUGGAGAAGUCAGUCGACCCACGGAAAGUUUUCUUCAGGCAACAAAACCUCUGCGACACGCUGGCGGGGAACUCCUGCUCCUUAGUCACGAUCACAGCCUGCCCCACUUCCAGAGCCUGGAAACAUCUGCACCAGCUGCGUAACCGGCCAUGUGUGGUGCUGACAGCAAGAGUUCAUCCAGGAGAGAGCAAUGCCAGCUGGGUACUGAAGGGCACACUGGAGUUCCUGUGCAGCAGUGAUCCUGUAGCCGAGAGCUUGAGAGAGGCCUACAUCUUCAAAAUCAUCCCCAUGCUCAACCCUGACGGGGUCAUUAAUGGCAAUAAUCGCUGUUCUCUCACCGCUGAGGACCUCAACAGACAGUGGCUGAAACCAGACCCUAAUUUAAGCCCCACAAUUUACCACACCAAAGGCUUCCUCUAUUACCUCAACAGCAUAGGCAGGACUCCGCUGGUGUUUUGCGAUUACCACGGUCACUCCAGGAAGAAGAAUGUGUUUCUGUACGGCUGCAGUAUGAAGGAAACCCUGUGGCAGUCUGGAUCUCCCAUUAACACGGUCUCCCUGAAAGAAGACCCGGGAUACAGGACCAUCGCAAAAACUCUGGACAGAAUCGCACCUGCGUUCUCCUUCAACAGCUGCAACUAUCUGGUGGAGAAGUCUCGGGCGUCCACAGCACGGGUGGUCGUUUGGAGGGAGAUCGGUGUUCUCCGAAGCUACACCAUGGAAAGCACUUACAAUGGCUGUAAUCAGGGCAUCUACAAGGGCUUGCAGACAGGGACGCGGGAGCUGGAGGAGAUGGGAAUGAAGUUCAGCCAGAGUCUUCUCACCCUCAGGAGGAACUCCAUCCAUUAUAACAGCCGUCUGAUCCAGCACGCGCCUGCCCUGCUGGACCUGGACGACAGGCUGCUCGACCACAAAUCCAAUAAUUGUUUCGAGGACGACGAGCCGCCUUGCAUGGAGGAGAUCGAAUAUUCAUCCUGCAGUGACCCGUUUGGUGCCAACGAACUGGACAUGGAGGUGAACGGCAACACGUCCAGUGCGGAAGAGGAUGAAGAUGACGUGGAAGUCUGCAAGAAUGGGAGGCGGUGUAACGACAGGAAGUCCCGCCUUGUUCCUCACUACCUGCAGCAGGACGCCCUGGAGACUCUAACAAUCAAGAGUGGACAGUGUAACGGCAUUGACAUCAGUAACGGCUACUUGUGUUAGGCCUCUUGUUUGUCUUUUCUGGGUUUUUUGUUUUUUAUGUUUUAUAUCAGCUUAUCAUAAGGGUGAAACAGAAAUAUUUAGCAUUCAGUCUUGAGUCUAAGAAAUGAAAUAAGACGUGCACACCUGCAAAACAUUUGCUAGUACACCCAAUGGAUGAGAUUCCACCUGUGCUUCCUGAUAUAAAAUAUAUGAAUAUGUAUUUCAUCUCUUGAAGAGUAAUUCACUGUUGCAUAAUCAUAAUGGCGUGAUGAACUCAUUGGUGUUUUGGCGCUUUGCGGUGAAUCAUUUGCAGGUGUUGUGGGUUUGUUUACGAUUGCUCUUACUGUAAACUAGAAGCCGGUAGCUAGCUGACAAAAGUAUAACUGGUCUUCCGCUGAAACUCAUAAGUAAACAUUUGAUAUUGUAAGAUAGCAUUGCAUAUAAAGUUAAAGUUUACUUUUAUUAAUGUUUAUUUAUUAUCAUAGAUUUUGGAGAUCAGUAAUCAUGUAUGUUUUUAUGGUUUGUUCCAAAGUGAUACUUGAUAGUUCAGACUAUAUAUAGAGAGAGAGAGAGCUGUCCUUGCAAGUGUUGCAUGUUGUAAGGCUAAUGUGCAGCAUACAAAUAAAAAUACGCACAAAUACUCAUAAAUACAUAAAAUGUAUAGACUGAGAAAGAGAUAUUGUAUCACUUUCUUUUUAAUAUGUUUAUGUAUAUACAUGCAUACAUAGAUAUAUAAGUAAAAAGAAAACAAUAAAACAUUUCUGCAGUGA
Molecule: messenger RNA, 5644 nt
Organism: Ctenopharyngodon idella (grass carp)
Lineage: Eukaryota; Metazoa; Chordata; Actinopteri; Cypriniformes; Xenocyprididae
Product: cytosolic carboxypeptidase 4
Exons: 24
Coding region: 1734-4895 (1053 amino acids)
Biological process (GO): C-terminal protein deglutamylation; protein side chain deglutamylation; proteolysis
Molecular function (GO): metallocarboxypeptidase activity; zinc ion binding
Source: RefSeq, a predicted model, not a curated record